Messenger RNA from Paramecium primaurelia, 2536 nucleotides. Lineage: Eukaryota; Ciliophora; Oligohymenophorea; Peniculida; Parameciidae. The record is from the annotation of a GenBank genome assembly.
AUGAAUAUUGUGAUUUUCAUUCUACCAAUUGUAUAUGCAUGCAUAGACUCAUUUGAUUGUUUUACAGAGAGUUCCAGAUUUACUUGUAAUGGGGAACCAUGUGCAGGAAAUCUAACAGAACUUGAUAACUUUGUAAAAUUUACAAAUAAUCUUUCCAUGUACUAUGAAUUAGAUACCUAUAAUAUUACUAUGCUAUUUGAAUUACAAUUAUGCUAGAGAUUUGCUAUUGUGUUUAAUUAUACUAAAAUGAAUGAUAUGAAUAAAACAUAUGAUGAAUAUGACAUUACCGGCAAAGACAUCAUUUUCUUUAGUUGGGCAGAAACUUAUGAUGAUUUAUAUGUAAAUGACAACAUUGGAGCAUCUGCAACUGCAUUUAUAUGGGAUGAAUAAUAAGGAGGAUUUCAAAGUUGGUACAUUUUGGGAUAUGCUAUUAUUAAUGAAACAAUUAGAAUCAAAAUUACUAGAGCAUUGCUUACAGAUGAUAAUGAAGAUUAUCAAUUCAAUUAACAAUACGUUAAUAUAGGAUAUCUUAUAGUAUAUAAUAAAGAAGGAAUGGUUUAUAGGAAUUAUAAUAGAGGAGUAAUUUCAGUGGAUUUAUAUAAUUUGGAUAGUAAGGUGGAGAAAUAUGAAUAAUUUACAGAUGAAGGACAUUCAAUUUUUCUAUUUAUUUUUUGGAGUUUUCUAUCAGAUAUUGGAAUUUUCUUUGGAAGAUAAUUAAAAAGUUAUCCAAAGUAUGCUAAAGUUCAUGGAAUGAUAUUCUUAUUCUAGAGUAUCGUAACAUAUAUCUUUGUUUUCAGUAAAAUCGAAUAUAGUAUUUUAUAUAUUAUAAUAUAGAUAAAUUAAAGAUCCAAGAAAUUUAUUAUUAUGAUGGAUUGAUUAUAGCUCAUUUUGUUGUUGGAGUUUCUAUAUUAAGUUUUUUGUUACUUCAAUUAAUGAUGGGCAUGAUUGUCAAAAAUAAUCUAGAAUCAUUGAAUGGUUCCAAUAAAAUCUAUAAAGUUAAAAGGAUUCAUUUUUAUCUUGGCUAUUUCAUCUAUCUAGUUACUAAAGCAUAGGUAGCAAUGGGAGUUCAUAUUCAAAGACCAGAUUUAUUGUAAAAAAUAUAAUUAUUCAAUAUAGAAUUCCCUUUUAUUAUUUCUAUGUGUUUCUCUUUUUUACAAAAAUGUCUAUUGAAAUACUCUAUUAUUAUGAAGUAUCAAUUAUACCAAGACAAAGAAUCACAUAUCAAUAUGUAGAAUUAGACAAAAAUCAAAUUUAUGAGAAUUUGAUAGAUAAAAUAAAUUAAAAUGGUAAAAUAUUUUUAGUAUAUGAAUUAGUUCCUAGAAAUCAAUUAGUUAAAGAAUAUUAAAAAUUAAAUUACAUAAUCCUUAGAGAAGCUAUUUAUGAUGUUAGUGAUUUUAAUCAUCCAGGAGGGUAGUAUAUUCUAGAAAGGAUUACUGGAAGAGAAAUAGGUAGGUAUUUUUAUGGAGGAUUCCCAAUUUAAAAUUUAAAUAUCAAAAUGCAUAUUCAUACUUAAUUUGCUAUCAAUUAUAUUGAAACUAGAUACUUAGGAGAUUAUAGAAAUGAUAAUUGUCCAUUAUUAUAUUACGAAGAAAAUACAUCCUAGAGUGAUAAAUAUGUAUGGAAAUUUGAACAAUAUAUUCCAUUUGCUUCAGAUGUUGGCUUAUUCAUAUUCAAAAGUCAUUUCUUUUAAGUUCGUCAAUUCUUAAAAGGUGUUUAAUGGUUUGGUCGAUACUUCUACAUAAAACCCUUUGGAACUGGUAUCAAUCUAGCAGAAAGACCAUAUUCAAUUGUUAUGUCAUACACACAAUCUGCUAUUCUAAAGAGAUAAUAAAUACUUGAUUUUUUUAAAUCAUAAGUCAUUGAAUAAGAUUACUAACCCUAUUCACCUUAACAACAAGCCAUCUUAUCUGAUGAAAUUAAUUUUGUUAUAAAGAGAUGUGAUUUCUCAAAUAACAUGAGUCGCUUCCUUCAUUGUACAGGACAUAAACCAUAUGAAAUUACAGGACCUUAUGGUUUUGGAUUAGAAUUAGAUGCUCUUUCUGAUGGAAUUCAUUAUGCUUUUGUUUAAGGCACUGGAAUUUUACCAUUUCUUGAUUUUAUUGAUUACCUUCUUAAAAAAGCUAUCUACACUAUUCUACAUGAUUAAAGAAGUAAAGAAGUAGCUGAUUGCAUAAAUGAUAAUAAUGAGGAAUACUUAACAACUCUAGGUCCAGAUUUCUAGUUAAUAGUUCAUGCUACUUUUAGUGAUAUUGCUCACUUUUAUGGACUACCAAUUAUUUAAGAUUUGUUGUUUAUUUGUAAAACCUUUCAUUUAGACUUUUUUGAUAUUAAAAUUAUGAUCAAGGAUCGUAAUAAUAUUCCAGAGGAAUUGACAAAUUAUAUGGUUGAAUCAUAUUUCAAUCUUAAAUAUAUGAAAGAACACUUAAAAUUCAAACCAACAAAAGUAUACGUUUGUGGAAGUCCUCAAUUUGAAGAAGAAAUUCAAAGCAAUUUAUUUGAUCUUGGAAUACCAAAAAAAUAUUUAGUUAUUGUGUGA